Molecule: messenger RNA, 4817 nt
Organism: Cylas formicarius (sweet potato weevil)
Lineage: Eukaryota; Metazoa; Arthropoda; Insecta; Coleoptera; Brentidae
Gene: RhoGAP1A
Product: active breakpoint cluster region-related protein
Exons: 15
Coding region: 11-3424 (1137 amino acids)
Biological process (GO): signal transduction; positive regulation of GTPase activity
Cellular component (GO): membrane
Molecular function (GO): guanyl-nucleotide exchange factor activity; GTPase activator activity
Source: RefSeq, a predicted model, not a curated record
CCAGUGAGUUAUGUCAUUUGGUUUAUUGGGAAAGAGUGCGGUCGUGCAGCAAUAUCGCUGUUAUUUAUUUACUUUUUCGUGUGACUUCCUUUCGGUUUAUAAAAAAAAUGAUGUGAAUUACGGCCAGAAAAUGAGCGUCUUCGGCGAUUUUCAGCAGGUUUGGCUGCAAAGGUUCCCGGAAAGUCCCCUUCCGGGUGCUUGGGAGGAGGACGUCCGCGCAAACUUGGCGAAACAUAAACAAAAGGUGGCCUUGUUAAAAGAGGAGCUGGAAAAGGAGGAAUUCUAUGUGGAGUACCUGGAGCGGUUGCUCUCUGACGUCGAACAGCACAAGAAAAGGUUAGCCAAGGAAAAAAGUAUCAGGGAGGAAAGCCUAGAACAAGGUGGUGACAGUGACAUCAUUGGUGCCGCUGAUAUCAUAUCUAAGCAUGACAAAGUGACGCAGGCGGCGGCGACGGCGCCGCUGUGCGAAGACCAAACCAAUAGCGAGUCGCUGUCCGCUCACAUGUGCAUCAACGAGAUUUCGAAACAGCUGAGGAAGUGCCGGUCGAGCGAGUCGGACAGGUCGCCGCCUCUCGAACCGGACAGUACGCACCAAGAGCACGACGCCAGCUUCGUGACCGUCAUCGAAGUGAACGGGCUGAACAAACAGGGCGGCUCGCCGGUAACAAAACUGCCCCCUAAGGUGCCGGUGCGUAGUGUUGAGUACGGCACGCAACGCAGCAACAGCGAUUCGGUGUCGUCGUCUUCGGAAAUUUUGACCAACGUCGACGAGCCGUAUUACGAUAUCGUCGCGUCCGAGGACGAUUAUUUGACGCGGAGCGACCACUCGAGUACCGAGAACGUGUUCGGUUCGACUAGCACGCUGCCUCUCGACGCGAAGAGGGAUUCCCACGAACCGCAAAGUCCCGGUACCUCCAAUUACGUCAACAUCGAGUACUUUAUACAAUCGAACAAGAAGAACGGCAACAGCCACAGCAGCAGCGAAGAUGAGCAGGAGGAUAUCGCGGAGCUGCGCCGCCACACGAACGAUAACAGUUCCUACGCGAGUUCCAGCUCGCUCGAGUCGACUACUCCGUCCACCCGCAGGAAAUUUAGUCACGAAGGGGACAACGAAUCGGAUCGCAUGUACCGGAGUAUCUUAUGUAAUAUAAUCGACAGCGAAACGAACUACGUCGAGUGGCUCAGCGUUCUUCUAAAGUACAUGAAAGCGAUCCAGGCGACGAUAGGGACGUCGCAGCCGAUCGUGAGCGAAACGGAACUGAACACAAUAUUUUACAAAAUUCCGGAACUCUACAACCAGCACGCGAAUUUUCUCGAGUCCUUGAAGAAGCACUCGCAGACGUGGGAUACCAAAAUUGGCGACACUUUUAAAAUGAUGGCGUCAAAUUUGUCGCUGUACGGCGCGUUCUUGAGCAAUUACGGCCAGGCGCUGGACACCGUGCGCAAAUGUAGCGCGAACAAUUCCCAAUUCGCGCACAUCACGAAAAACAUCAUCUGCAAACAUUUGUCGGGUCAGCCGAUCAGUCUUGAGGACCUGUUGCACAAGCCGGUCGCGCGAGUGCAGAAGAACGCGCUCGUCUUGCACGACCUGCUCAGGCACGUGCCGCCCGCGCAUCCUGACCACGCGGGCCUCACCGAGGCGCUAAAGCUCACGCAGAACUUUUUGGACCAGUUCAACAUGAUCCAGACCAAGUCGAUGUUUCCCACCACAGACCGAGCGCAACGCAGAUUAGUGAAGAACUCGUUCAUCGUCGAAUAUGUCGACGGCCACCGCAAACUGCGACACCUGUUCCUCUUCAACGACGUCAUCGCCUGCGCCAAAUACAAAGAAAUAUUUUUCACCCUACAGUCGUCGGGCCGGAGUGAGAAGUACACGUUCGAGCUUAAGUGGUUCAUUCCCGUCGAGGACAUCCUCAUCCUCGAGGAGACGACGGCGAACCUGCACGAGACGUCGCAGUCGAACAUCGUCGCGCUUAAAUCGCAGGCGUCAAACGUGCGCGAUCAACUUAGGCAGGAGGAGAAAGUCAACGAGGAGAGACAUCGUCCGAAACUGUCGCGCGGUUCCGACAAGUUCCGCAAGCGGCUCAUCGAACUCGAGAGCCAAUUAGUUCUCGUCUCGCCGAAUCUCGUCUACCGCAUUAAGCACAAGGGUACCGGACGCACUUACAUGUUUUUCCUGUCGAGCGACUUCGAGAGGACGCAGUGGAUCGAAGCGAUACAAACGUUGCAGAGGACGGAAAGGACGGGCAAGCACCCGAAUCCCGCGGCCAGUUUCAGCAUGUUCGAGUUGCAAACGUGGAUAACCGCGUGCCGCCAAUAUUUGAAAACGAACAUGGGCUCUUAUUUGCUGAGGAGCGGUAACGACGAGAGCCUGUUGGUCGGCGACCUUCACGUGCACGUCUACGACCUGGCCGGUUUGGAAUGCGCUUCCGACUUGUACGUGUGCAUCGAGGUCGACUUUUACGGGCACUUUUUCCAAAAAGCGAAAACCCGUACCGCCCGCAACACGCAGACUCCCCAUUGGAAUGAGAAUUUCGUAAUCGACCUCGAGGGUUGCGAAAAUGUGCGGGUGCUUGUUUAUCGGGAGGAAGCCAAACAGCAGGACACCCUGUUCGGCAAGUACACGCAAAAGUUGAGUCGGAAAUGGCUCAACGAGCAGCAGAUCAUCGAGCGACAACUGUCGGUAAACGGUUGCGUGUUGCGCAUGGGAUUGCGUUACGUGCCCUGCGAGGUGAGCCUGAGACGGGUGCCUGCCGGUAAGGUGGGCUCGUUGUUUGGCGAGAAGAUUCAAGUGGUUUGCAAGAGACAGAAGCGCAAUAUUCCGUUCAUCGUGACCGCGUGCGUCAGGGAGGUCGAGAGGAGGGGCAUGUCCGAGGUCGGGGUCUACAGGGUAUCCGGCUCCGCGAGCGACAUAUCUAAGUUGAAGAAGUCGUUCGAAACGAAUUCGUACGAGGCGGAGCAGCUACUGAAAGAAGUCGACAUCCAUUCGGUGACGGGUAUCCUAAAGUUGUACCUGCGCGAAUUGCCGGAGGCGCUCUUCACUGAUCAACUGUACCCGGAGCUGCUCGAAGCGUUUAACCAAAGCAACGGCAACUUGAUCCGGCGCACGGAACUGCUGCGCAAUUGUUUCGCCAAAUUGCCCCAGCAGAACCACGACACGAUCCGGUGCAUACUCGAUCAUCUGAUCCGCGUGCACGCAUACGAGGAAGACAACAAAAUGUCGUUGCACAAUUUGGCAACGGUGUUCGGGCCGACACUGCUUCGGCCUGCCGCGUCCAAAGCCGACGGCGGACCGAAGCAGAAGGACGGUCAGCGGCAAAAGGAAUCGCUGGCGACGGGGACAGUCGACGUAAUGGCACAGGCCGGCAUCCUCUACUGUUACUUGCAGGAUCUUAACGCGUCGCAGAACGUCGGUCGCAGGUAGUUUUGGGAUGUCCUUGCGCGGUUGCCACUUCUACGGACUAUCUGACGUGUGGGUUUACGUUCAUUUAAUCGGAACAAGUUCCACGUCACAAAUCGACAAAGUGACUAAAACAGCUUCAAGUAUUGUUAAUUUUCGCAACAAUACCCUGAAUGUACGGGGGACACCGUGCACCGUUGCCAAAUCACUCGUAGUGUUGUAUUUCGUUUAUACAUACAUUAUUGUUUCUUUGCGUAACGAAUCUUGGUGUAAAUACGCGCGACCUUGUUAGUGUUUUAAGUAUUUUUACGUUUCGUAACACACUUCAGUACAACGUUCCGUAUUACUAUUAUUACUUUAACGGGGGUUUCCUUCAACAUUGUAUUAGAUAAUAGCGAAGCAUUUAGAGUAACAAUAACUUUUUGCUCGCAUUUAAUUAGCGAUACGAGACACAUUAUCGUCUGCUUUCACAUCUAGGAAUUGAUAAUAAUUGCAAAAGACCUUCUCGCAAGGCACGCGUAAGCACGUCCUUAGUGCCUUAACCAAAAAAACGUUAAGACUUAUAGUACUUAAUCCAUUCAGUAGAUGGCGUAAGUGUUACUCGUGGCCAGUGUCAUUUUUUUACUUUGCCGUACAGUGUCUCGUAACAAAUUGCGCGAAUUUCAUUUUCCAGUAUUCUCGUUAGCCCAUUGCCAGGUAUAUCCCGUAACGGCGUAAUAACGAACGAGUAUUAAGGUACUCGAUAUAAGUUAAUUCCUAGCUUUUAUAUUAUUGUACACGCGCUAUCCCAAUCGUUUCAAUAGGGGCGUGGUCGCUUUCCAUCGAUAAACAGCAAAAGAUUAAAAAAAAACUGAAAAACGUUCCAACGAAUUUCGAGUCUAGUCACAAACCUGUUCAAUUUUUUGGUGCUCCGCGACAAUUCGAAGCUCUAGUCAUCUUUGCCCGAUCACGAUGCGUCGGUUUCCGCGACACGGAGCGACCACGGACCACCGAAACGUCUCCUAUAUCCGCGCGGCGCAAGUGAUGCGGUAUAGUUCGUAAAUAGUUUAGCGACGACUAUGGGAUCAUAUAUUAGUAUACUGUCCAAUUCCUAGGUCAUUCCAAAGUGUCAAAUCGAUAGACGUCAGACGGUUUUAUAUUGAACGUGGAGGGGGAAAAUCAGCAACGUGCGAGGCUUUUUGUAGCGAUGAAAUUUUAAAUAACCUCCCAAUUGUGCGUCGCUGCGGUUUCCGUUUCUAAAUCGUUUCCGUACGACUACGGGCACGUCUGUAACCGAAUUGUAUAUAAUCAUCGUGUAAGUGAUAGAAUGCUUGCAGCUUUUUUAUCGUCUGUGUGUGUAUAUGUGUAUUUAUUAUUUAGUUCGUGUAUUAUUUUUUCUUUAGAAACCCCGCCUGAAACCUAUAUUUUAUAUACAUUU